Messenger RNA from Suncus etruscus (white-toothed pygmy shrew), 3921 nucleotides. RefSeq names its product RAB7A interacting MON1-CCZ1 complex subunit 1 (gene RIMOC1). NCBI's taxonomy places the organism in Eukaryota, Metazoa, Chordata, Mammalia, Eulipotyphla, Soricidae. Gene Ontology annotation, biological process: mitophagy. Bases 92 to 970 code for a protein of 292 amino acids. The record is from RefSeq and is a predicted model, not a curated record. The transcript is spliced from 6 exons.
UCCGGAGCUUCACCCAGGCCCCGCCCACCCGAGGGUCAGGUGACCGACGGGAGGCGCGGUCACGUGACGGGCGCGCCCGCCAGUGGUGGCCAUGGCGGCCGCAGGCUCGAGUGUGGUGAAGCGAGUGGAAGAGCUCGGGGACUUGGCUCAGGCCCAUAUCCAGGAACUUAGCGAAGCCGCCGGCGAAGACGAUCACUUUUUAAUUCGGGCCUCUGCAGCUCUAGAAAAAUUGAAAUUUAUGUGUGGAGAAGACAAAGCAUGUUCAAAUCCAUCAGAUCUUCUAGAACUUUAUACACAGGCUAUUUUGGACAUGACAUAUUUUGAAGAGAACAAGCUAGUAGAUGAAGAUUUUCCUGAAGAUUCUUCUCCAAAAGUAAAAGAGCUGAUCAAUUUUCUUUCAGAACCAGAAAUAAUAGUUAAAGAAAAUAAUAUGCAUCCAAAACACUGUAAUUUACUUGGGGAUGAACUUCUGGAAUGUCUUUCUUGGAGACGAGGAGCCUUACUCUAUAUGUAUUGUCACUCUCUCACCAAAAGAAGAGAGUGGCUCACAAGAAAAUCUGGUUUGCUUAAAAAGUACCUUGUUGAUGGAAUUCGUUACUUGCUACAGAUGCUAAAUUUUCGGUCUCCUGUCCAGCUAAAUGAAGAAGUUUCUUUCCAAGAUCUAGAUACAGCUAAAUUACUGAGUGAAGGAAUAUUUAGUGAUAUCCAUUUGCUGGCUAUGAUGUACAGUGGAGAAAUGUGUUACUGGGGAUUGAAACAUUGUGCCGAACAACAGCCAGAAAAUAAGGAAACUGAUCCUGGUGAUUCUGGAGCAAGCUACAUUACACACAAAGAACCUUUGGAUUUCCGAGAAGUAGGAGAAAAAAUUUUGAAAAAGUAUGUAUUUGUAUGUGAAGGACCCCUAAAAGAACAAGAAUGGAAUACAACAAAUGCAAAACAAAUCUUAAACUUCUUUUCAGCAUCACACUAAGUAGUAAGUUUAUCCAAUACUUUCAGUCAGAAAAACAAAGACCCAUGAAAUGGAAAAGUUCCAUUAAAGAAGACAUAUUGACAUUCUGAAUUUAAGAACUUUACACUACAUAAAAGAGUCCUAGCAUGGCUAUCCUUUUUAAAAUGCUGUUGUCAUCUUUGUUAUAUAUUCUUUUUUUCUUUUCCUUUUUUUGAGGGGAGGGGAGGGGUUUGGGCCACAAUGCCCAGGUCUUACUCCUGACUGUUCUCAGGAGUCACUCUGGCAGUGCUCUGGAGACCAUAUGUAUUAAUGGAGACCAUAUGUGUUAAUGAGGGUCAAGCAAUGCAAGGCAAGCCCCUUAGUCCCUGUACUAUCUUACUAGUCCCCAUUAUAUAUUCUUAAAAUUCAUGAAGGAACAGUUUUCUUUUUUAAUUUCAAAAUGGGAUAUGCUUUACUCUAAACUAAUCUGAACUAUAGAUAUCCUGUCAUCUGAAAAUUAAACUAAUAAUAAGUAACCCAAUUUAGGUUUAUGAAAUAAUCUAAUCCUUUAGAUUAUUUUUAUUAUGCUAAAGUAUUCAAAAUAAGGUUGAACAUCAUAACUAUUUUAGAUGAAAAAAAUCCCUGUCUUGAAUUUUGCUGUGCUUUAAGGUUAAAAACAAGGCACCUCAUUGCUAUGAAUCUAUAUUACAGAUAUAAUUGGCAAAAAAUGUGACUAAUACUCAGGUUCUAUUUUCAGAUGAUAGUGAAAGAUUUUACAAAAUAAUUUUUACCUAAUCAUUUUUCUAUGUAUUAUAAUGGCAUUUAAAGUUUUUAUUCUUUAGACAUUUUAUAAAAAUCAUAAAAUGAGUUUCCUGUUUUGUUUAAAAGAAUAUUCAUGGUUUAUCGAAUAAGUAAUGAAGAUAAAACCAAAUUAAGUUAGUUCAGUUGAACUCAUUUGUCUCUAUGGCACAUGCUUUUAUAUGUAUUAAAAUGUUUUCCCUUUAUUUCUGAUAGUAGGGCUAAGUGAUAAUGGUGAGAGUGCCUCACUUGCUAUCUUGCAUACAGUCUUUCUGUCUACCUCAACUCCUAUUGCCAUCUUGGGUGAUCUGUCUUAAUAUCUUGCUGAAAUCCUUAACCUUUGUGCCAGUGAACUUAUCACAUUCCAGAAAUUUACUCCCAGGGCUAUGUCUUGAAUAUCAUCAAUCAGCUUUUCUCUCUGAAAUUAAGUUGGCAAUAGUUUUUAUCUACCAAUCUUUCCAUCUCUUGAUAUUUUGGUAGUAUUUUUUUUCAUUUGUGUUCUGCUGUAUCUGUGUUCUCUUCACUGUCUUCUCAUGGCUUUUUUUUUUAAACUAUUCACCCCUUUCAGAUUCCUUCCCCAGCCUUAGCUUUAUGGGGCACUAUAUGAAGUCUUUCCGCAGUUCCUUCAAAUCUGUCUUUCCUUGUUCCCUUGCCUAAUUAUUCUGCAAGCCCUCAUCAUUGAAUUAAUCCUGCUCUGAGGUGCUGAGUUCCAUGUGAAGUCCAUGCAGCCUUUCAAGAAUGGAAUUGCUGUCUCUGGCCUUCAUUUUAAGUCUUUCACAUGUUACUGGUGUGUUACCCUUUCAGUUUUCUUAGGGUGGCUAAAUUGUCUCUUAACUUCCCUCAAGCCUUUGGUCUACUCCUUUACCAUAUGGUUCUUGGGAUGAGUGUACAAAUAAUUGGGAGUAUGAGGCCAGUUUAUAUUUUAAUAACUUAGUCUUAUAUUUCCCCUUUGGUUAGGAAAAGAGGUACCUGCUUUCUUUUGAAGACCUGUCUUUAUUUUCCUCCCUGCUAGCUCCCUCAUUUUUCUGGUGCUUCUUUAUAAAUACUAUUAUUCCUUGGAGUUAUGUCCUAUUUCUCUUCCCUUUCUCCAUUUUUUGCCCUUCUAGUAUUCUUCUAAACAGUGUCAUAUUUAAAUAUCCCUUCCUCUGCCAUGUCUAUUAGGCUGACUUCCAAAGUUGCUAUAAGAUUCUCAGCUUCUCUCAUGGUCAUUUUUUUUUUCCUAAUUGCAUGUUAGGUAUCUUCACACAGACCCAUCUCAGUAAAAUGAGAUUCAGUACUCAUCUUUCAUCUACAACCUUUUCUGGCUUAUGGUUCUUGUUUUUCAGUCUUCCAUGAGUAGGCAACACAGAAUGCUAUCACAGAGCAUCUGCCUACUUUCUCAGGCCAUCUGUGUGAAUUCUGCUCCAGUUCAGUGUUCUCAAUAUUUAAAAGCCAGACUCCUUUUUGCUAGAUUAUUGAACAUUUUGAUAGAGCCUCUCAGCACAAGGAGAAUCUCUCUGUACUCUGCCUGGCUUACUUGUGUUUCCUUAUAGCACUCUAUGAAGGUUAUUUUAUUUAUCUUUUAUAAGAGGCUACUUAGGCAUUCCUGAGAUCAUCGAGAAUAACUGGUUCUGGGCCACCACAGUAAAAUGAAUUGCAAGGAUUUUUUUGUUUUAUUUCUUGUUGCAUAUUAAAUUAGGUUUAGUACUGUUUAAAGUUUAGUCUGUUAAAUAAUAAUAAGUAAUAACUUUAGUCUGUUAAAAGGUAAAGUAGAUUUGUGUCUUACAAAGUAGUGUAUAGUCCCUAAUUAGACAUGAUACAGAGACACAAAGUGAGCCUGUAAUGUACAGAAAAAUCACCCAUAAUCUCACAUAAUGCAGGGUUGUGCAGACCUUGGAUUUGUUAAAAAUUGUAACAUCUGCAGCAGUGCAAAUGUGCAAUUGAAUAGAGCACGAUAAAAAUGUAUGUCUGGACUGUAGCUUUGUGCUUUGUAAAGCUGUAAGUAAUGUUUAGUAUGAUUUUUAGAAGCACAGACUGCUCAUUCCAUCUCCCUUUUGGAGCAUCUUGAUCAAUGACAAGUAUUUCUCAUUCCUUCCCCAGAGUGCUGAUGUUUUUCUUUCCCCUUCAAUGCUGUUUGCACAUUUAAUUAUUAAUACCUGAAAUGCUUUGUCUUCCUAUAUGGUCAGAUGAAUAACCUAAUUAGCUUUUAGAACUCA